UCAAUCUCUCUCUCUUCCUCGCUCUCUUAUCGACUCCACUGAGUGAUACUCACACAACUGAGGCAGAAAGAGAGGGGGCUGCUGGAUAUAUUAUUUUGUGAUGAAGCCGUUGUCUACAAAGACUGGGUCGAGUUUCAGCGCAGAGGCAAACAUGCGAUGAUGAGAACGAAGAGUAAAGAAGUACAUUAGAACAAGAAGUCAGAACAAGGAGAACAAGACCUGACCAAGCUGGAGAUAACUCGACUCUUGUUUCGAAACCAUCACAACUCUAUAAGUCGAUUCUACUGACCAACUAUAAAACAAAAAAAAACAAAAAACACACACAUUCGUCUCUGAAUAUGGAGAAUAUUUAAAAACUUGGAUUUUAUUAAUCUUAUUUUAAUUUCUUUUCGUGGAUGUUUUCUUCUUCUGCUGCUGUAUAUUAGUCUUCAAUUUAACUUGGAAUUAUUGAGACUAAUUUGUCUCGCCCUAUCCAAACAUUUCUUUUUCUUGGCAGGGAAAUAGAAACGUUGGACUUUUUUUGCAUUACGCCAGUGGAUUUGUUAAUGGAUUUCUUUGGAAAAUCAUUUUGAUGGAGUCAAAGAACGAAAUGUUAAGGGACCUUCUAACUUUACAAAGAUUUCUUUGACCAGCCUGGGGAGCUAUGGAGAGUCAUAUUCUCGUUCAAUAAAAGAAAGGACUGUAUAUUUUCUUAUUUUUUUAAUGCAAUAAAACAAGAGGAGGUUUGUGCACGCAGAUAGAAAUAUAAAGAACAUUCUGGAAGGUGCUGCUUGUCCCUCUCUCCAUUCCUGGCUGCUCUGUUAUGUCAUACAUCCUCAACGUUUCACCUGAAAAAGGGCCUAGGAUGGGAAGAGUUGCUUUCGCUCCCCUCUGGCUGGCGGUCUCCUGGCCGACACUGCUGCUGGCAUUGACCUCUGCUGCAUCCUCCUCCCCGUCUGGCCCUGCCUCUGACACAUGCACCACCCUGGUCCAGGGAAAAUUCUUUGGAUACUUCUCUUCAUCUUCUGUCUUCCCUUACAGCAAUGGUGGAGCGUCGGCUUCCCCUUGCUCCUGGAUCAUUCAGAACCCAGACCCACGACGCUACACCCUCUACAUGAAGGUGUCCAAGCCCACUUCCUGCUGCAACCCACGCCUAGUAAGGACAUUUCAGUAUGAUUCUUUCCUGGAGACCACUCGCACCUACCUGGGCACGGAGAGCUUCGACGAGGUCCUCAAGCUCUGUGACACCUCUACCCGGCACGCCUUUCUACAGUCUGGCAAGCAGUUCCUGCAGAUGAAGAAGCUAGUGUCCAGGGAUGAACCCUCAUCAGCCUUGGCUGGGAAUGGGGAGUUCAUGGCAGAGUAUCUGGUUGUGGGUAACAGGAACCCUAGUGUGCCUGCCUGCCAGGUGCUCUGUAAGUGGUUGGAGAGCUGCCUGGUCUCCAGUACAGCGGCUCGCCCCUGCGGCAUCAUGCAGACCCCCUGCCAGUGCUGGGAUGUGCCACCCAGGAAACAGGACAGCUGCUACCGUGGAGGGAUAUAUCUGGAGAACUGCAUCCCUAGUGUGACGGAGAGCAACAGGGAUGCUGAGAUAGCAGGGGGCUGGAGCAUGUGGAGCCCCUGGGCAGAAUGUAACAGUGUCUGUGGGGGAGGGGUGCAGAUGCGCAGCCGUACCUGUCAAGCACCACUCGAGGAAGCCUUCCUGUGCGAGGGGGUGUUGGAGGAGGGACGACCCUGCAACAAGCAGCCCUGCACCAAGGGGCGCUACAGCUCCCGAAGCCAGGCCCUGCGCUCCGUCGACUAUCGCAAGCGUGAGGAAACUGAGGAGGCUCUGCGCUACGGAUACCCUUCUUCGCAGACAGUGGACCCGGCGGCGGAGGAGUGGUCCCCCUGGAGCGUUUGCUCCACCACGUGUGGCGAGGGCUGGCAGAGUCGAACACGCUUCUGUGUGUCGUCCUCCUACAGCACCCAGUGUAGCGGCCCCCUGCGUGAGCAGAGGCAGUGCAACAACUCCGCCGUCUGUCCAGCAUCUCUAAUUGCAGUGCACGGGGCCUGGGACGAAUGGUCACCAUGGAGCCUGUGUUCAUCCACCUGUGGGAGGGGCUACAGAGACCGCACCCGCACCUGCAAGCCCCCACAGUUUGGGGGUAACCCCUGCGAGGGGCCAGAGAAGCAAACCAAGUUCUGCAACAUCGCCCUCUGCCCCGUGGAUGGGAACUGGAAUGAGUGGUCGAGCUGGAGCUCGUGUUCAGCCUCCUGCUCUAACGGGACCCAGCAGCGAAUCCGAGAGUGCAAUGGGCCCUCGUACGGUGGGUCCGAGUGCCACGGCCACUGGGUGGAGACCAGGGACUGCUUCCUUAAACAGUGCCCAGUGGACGGGAAGUGGCAGCAGUGGGGUUUGUGGGGCAGCUGUACAAAGACAUGUGAUGGCGGCACGCAGGAACGAGAGAGGAUCUGCUACGGACCUUUCUUCGGGGGGGAGCAAUGCCCGGGACCCCGGGAAGAAUCCCGUCUCUGCAAUGAAAAGCGGUGCCCAGAGCCUCAUGAGAUCUGUGAGGAGGAGAAUUACGCCAAAGUGGUGUGGAAGAAGACUCCGUCUGGAGAGGCUGCCGCAGUACGCUGCCCCCCAAAUGCCUCGGGGCUGAUCCUGCGGAAGUGCACUCUGGAUGAGGAGGGGAUUGCUUACUGGGAGCCACCUACCUACAUGAAGUGUGUCUCUAAUGACUACAGGAACAUACAGAUUAUGACGAGGGACCACCUGUUGAAAGCACAGAGAGGGCUGAUUGGGGACGGGGUGUCGGACAUCAUCAGAAACCUGAUGGAGAUCUCUCAGGAUGGCACAAGCUACAGUGGAGACCUUCUGGCCAUCAUGGACGUGCUCAAGAACAUGACUGAGAUCUUCCGGAGGGCAUACUACAGCCCCAAAGCUGUGGACCUGCAGAACUUUGUUCAGGUUGUCUCAAACUUGUUAUCGGAAGAGAACCGGGAGCGAUGGGAUGAGGCACAGCUGAUGGGUCCCAAUGCCAAGGAGCUGUUCCGUCUAGUUGAGGACUUCAUUGACGUCAUCGGGUUCCGUAUGAAGGACUUCAGAGACUCCUACCAGGUCACUGAAAACCUUGUUCUGAGUAUCCACAAGAGCCCGGCAAAUGGUGCCACAGACAUCAGCUUCCCAAAGAAGGUCUGGAGGGGGAUGGUGGACUGGGCACGGAAUUCAGAGGACAAGGUCACCAUCUCCAAGAGCAUCCUCUCCACGGGAGUGCCAGAUGCGGAUGACUCCUCUGUUUUCGUGAUUGGAACUGUUCUGUACAGAAACCUGGGCAGUGUUCUUUAUCUGCAAAGGAACAAUACCGUGCUGAACUCCAGGGUGAUUUCAGUCAUAAUAAAGCCGACUCCUAAUCCUCUGGCCACUCCGCUGGAGAUUGAGUUUUCCCAUCUCUAUAACGGCACCACGAAUCAGACCUGCAUUUCCUGGGACGAGACAGACAUCACCUCGCCGCUUGGAGCCUGGUCUACCAGAGGCUGCAGAGCGAUCCCAGUUAAUUCGUUCAGAACCAAAUGUGUCUGUGACAGACUCUCCACCUUCGCCAUUUUAGCACGGCUAAAUCCUGAUAUGAACAUGGACAAGGUCCUCAUGCCCUCUGUUACCCUGAUCGUUGGCUGUGGGGUCUCCUCUCUCACUCUGCUCCUGCUCAUCAUCAUCUAUGUCUCUGUCUGGAGGUACAUUCGAUCAGAGCGAUCCGUUAUCUUAAUCAACUUCUGCCUGUCGAUCAUCUCCUCUAAUGUCCUCAUUCUGAUUGGACAAACACAGACCAGGAACAAGGUGGUCUGCACCCUGGUGGCAGCGUUCCUGCACUUCUUCUUCUUGUCUUCGUUCUGCUGGGUGUUGACGGAGGCCUGGCAGUCCUACAUGGCCGUCACAGGCCGGCUGCGCAACCGCAUCAUCCGCAAGCGCUUCCUGUGCCUGGGCUGGGGUCUACCUGCUCUAGUAGUAGCUGUGUCAGUGGGGUUCACCAAAGCCAAAGGAUAUGGCACCAUAAACUAUUGCUGGCUGUCUCUGGAAGGAGGUCUCCUCUAUGCCUUUGUAGGACCGGCAGCCGCGGUUGUUCUGGUGAACAUGGUUAUUGGGAUUCUGGUUUUUAACAAACUUGUUUCCAAAGAUGGGAUAACAGAUAAGAAACUGAAGGAGCGGGCAGGUCAGAUGACAGUUCCCCUGUACAGUAUGACGCUCAAAUGUGCCAAGUGCGGAGUAGUCUCGUCGGCUGACGUUUCCUCCACAGCCACCAGUAACGCCAUGGCGUCACUGUGGAGCUCCUGCGUGGUCCUGCCCCUGCUGGCUCUCACAUGGAUGUCUGCGGUGUUGGCUAUCACAGACCGGCGCUCUGCCCUCUUUCAGAUCCUUUUUGCUGUGUUCGACUCACUGGAGGGCUUCGUCAUUGUCAUGGUGCACUGUAUCCUGCGCAGAGAGGUGCAGGACGCUGUGAAGUGCCGUGUGGUGGACCGUCAGGAGGAAGUCAAUGGAGACUCCGGGGGAUCCUUUCAAAAUGGACAUGCCCAGCUAAUGACGGAUUUCGAAAAAGAUGUAGACAUUGCGUGCAGAUCAGUUCUGAACAAGGACAUCCUCUCAUGCCGGUCGAACUCCAUCCUAGGCACUCUCAAGCGGUCCUCGCUUCAGGGAGACGAAAAGUUGGCAACUCAGCAGCUCAGCCACCAGAAGGGGGUCAACUUCAACAGUCUCCCUACCAACAUGACCAAGCUGCACCUGCAGAACAUGGCUGACUAUGCCACCCACACCUUGACGCUGAAAAAGGACAAGAGCGGUGGUGAACUGCCCUCUGCCAAGUCCAUCUACAUCUGCGACGGAGAACUCUUCAAACAGCUGGACGCAGACCUGGCCCGGACUCAGACAGAGAAAUCUGUCCCAGACGGCAGCAGCUACGUGCUUUUGCCCAGCAACACCUCAACGUUGCGGGCCAAGCCCAAGAAGGACCCAGCUGAGUACAACAUCAGUAUCGACCAGCUUACCCAGACCAGGCUGAUCCAUCUGAACACGGCUGAGGGGGAGCCUGGCACAGGCUUCGGGCUUAAGACUCUGCCUGCGGACCGUGUCAGUGUCUCCUGCUCAGAACGUGACUCACCUGUCCAGAAGGUGCAGAACAUCUCCAGUGAUUCGCAGGUGACCAACAGCAUGUGUGAUGCCGGUGAUUCUGGAAACUCAGGAAUGAUGUCAAAGAGCGAGACUGUCUCCACCCUCUCCAUGAGCUCCUUAGAGAGGCGGAAAUCUCGGUACGCAGAAUUAGAUUUUGAGAAAAUCAUGCACACACGGAAACGGCAUCAAGACAUGUUUCAGGACUUGAACAGGAAGCUGCAGCACGCAGAGAGGGAGUCUCCACCAGGGGAUAGCAAGUCUGUGAAGCGCUGGAGUGUCUCAUCUGGGGGAAGUGAUAAAACAAACCUCACGCAGGAUAGACAGCAGACGCCAAACAAGCGAGCCUGGGAGGGGAUCCGCAAGACACACUCUCCUCCCUCAUGGGUGCGCAAGGACCUGGAGACCUUACAGGCAUCCCCCCUGGAGCUGAAGUCUGUAGAGUGGGAGAAAGCUGGAGCCACCAUACCCCUUGUGGGCCAGGAAAUCAUAGACCUUCAGACAGAAGUCUGACCAACAGCAAUACGCAGGGAUUUUCUGUUCUUAUGAUUUUCCUUUUGUUUAACAAAAAAAGAAACAAGCUGGGUUUUAUUUGAAACCGUGGUGCAAGUAAGAAGAUUUUAUAUCUGAAGAGAUGUUCCAUACAAAAAGAGAAAAGUACAUCUCUACUUCUGGAUGUUUUUCAUGGACUAGAUAACGGGACAAAACUUGUGUGAUCAAAAGUUGAAGAUGGUUGACCUGCUGAGGGUAUUAUAAAUAUAUCUAAGCUCUGUUUUACUUCGGAUUGAGUUGGUGAUGUAAAAGAGCAAAGCUUUUAAAAUAUGUUUAAACCUGUCCACCAUCUACAAAACAUCUACAAUAAGUAUAGUGAAACCUCCAUAUCAAGAACAUUGAUGACUCAGUGCACCCCAUGGAGUUUCUCUAACUGCGUUUUAAGUAGCCGGGCGUACUUCUGUGGCAAGCUGAAUCUGCUGUCUUUCUCUCAGCCACCAAUGUCUAAUUUCUAACAUGCCUUUAAACUUUACACUGGAAGCAAAGUCUGAGAUAUGUACUGUUUCAUGACAGAGUGGAACUGUCAAACAAAGAAUUAUAAAUGUCUGUAAUGCAACCUAAGCCCCUUAUCACUGGUUAUCAACUACAGUAUAUAGUAGACCCCUGUGCCCACCUCUCCCCCCUCGCUGAUUGGAAUAAUAAUGUUUAUUGCUGCCUCAGAAAAAUUAAUGGGACAAACACCUUGCAAGAAGAACAGAUUGACGGACGGACUGGACCGGUAUUAUGACGGAGUGGCUUAAGAAUUAGAUCACGAAAAGGAGAGAUGUAUAGAUUUUCCUGAAAAUGAACAGGCCUGUUUGCAAACUGUUCACAAACAUGGGACAGUCCAGAAUUUCACCCAGAAUGAUGCUGAUGGUAACAGCUUCAUAAAGACAAGAAGAGUCAAAAUAAACAUUUCCUCGUGCAUGUACACCCAAUAGUAGGCAUACUUGUAUGUAGAUUAAAAGUAUUGAUUUCCAGUACUUCAUGGGUUGCUGCCAGCUCAGUGUCAUUGCCAGUGAGGGGGUUUAAAAUUACCUUGGCUACAGAUAUUUAUGCACCAGUUGAUUGGGUAUUUGAGAGUGUGAUAAAGAAUGAAAAGGAUAAGAUGACUGUUAUAACGUCAUAAUUCCCCAAUCGUCCAGACCAGUCCUUGCCGUGCAGUAUUAGCAUGAGGGUGUUCAUGACAAGGGUGGUUAGUGCGAAUGUGAAAGCACUGCUUAUGUAGUCCACGUUCACGUCUCAGCUGACACUACCAUUCCCUAUGUGUCCUGUGGUUAGGCUAAGUCUUGAUAACCUCCAGAGAGGAAAUUACCUAUAACUAACAGGACCUUUACAUAAACAUUAUCCAGAAUAGUAUUUUAGACAUUUAAAAUUCUUGGAAGACUUUUACAGGAAUCAAGUGAAAAGGGUUUGAUCUGUUGGUUGCUUGAUAUACAAGCAUAUUAUAUUCAUAAUUUUAAUAAUAAUGGCAGAUUUUUUGUCAAGUUGUGUAUUAUAUUAAAAAUAAUGUUUUAAAAAGUUCUAAGUAGUUGACAGAAAAAAAGAAAUACUUAAAAUAAAACUGUGAUACAAUUGUCAUAGUUUUGAUUGCACAUGAACUGAAAGCACAAGGCUCAUGGUGGCCCUGUUGUAAAGUAUUGUAAUUAUAGAGUUACACAGAAUGAAUUUUAGCCUAUAAAUAUCUUUCUUAUGUGCUUCAGGUUUUUCUGAAUUGUCCUGUUCAGUUACUGGACUAUAACUGUGUUCUGUAACUAAUGUAAUGCUGUGUGUUUUAAUAUAAUUGUCAAUGUACUACUCCCCCCUCCCUCCCAGUUAGUCCCCCCUUCCCUCCCGAUUGAUCCGUUGUAUUCGUCUGAACCCUCUACGUGUUAUUGUUCUAUGUUCUAUUUUCCUGUUUGUUUCUGUAUAGUUUUCAGAGCACAAAAUUAAUGUGUCCUAUUUCUAAUAAAAAGAAUACUAUAAACUAUA
Molecule: messenger RNA, 7624 nt
Organism: Acipenser ruthenus (sterlet)
Lineage: Eukaryota; Metazoa; Chordata; Actinopteri; Acipenseriformes; Acipenseridae
Product: adhesion G protein-coupled receptor B1-like
Exons: 33
Coding region: 803-5635 (1610 amino acids)
Biological process (GO): negative regulation of angiogenesis; cell surface receptor signaling pathway; adenylate cyclase-activating G protein-coupled receptor signaling pathway
Cellular component (GO): postsynaptic density; plasma membrane; dendrite
Molecular function (GO): G protein-coupled receptor activity
Source: RefSeq, a predicted model, not a curated record